AAAGCUUUUCUUUACAGACUACGGGAAUGCUGCCAAGGUUGAGAGAUGUGACAUGGAUGGAAUGAACAGGACGUGGAUAGUAGACUCUAAAAUUGAACAGCCAACUGCUCUUGCACUAGACCUCAUCAAUAAAUAUGUGUACUGGCUUGACAUAUAUCUGGAUAGUGUGGAAGUUGUUGACUAUCAAGGGAGAAAAAGACAUACAAUAAUUAAAGGCAGACAAAUUAGGCAUCUUUGUGGUUUGGCAGUAUUUGAAAACUAUUUAUAUACCUUUAAUUCAGAUAACCUCAGCAUUUUACGAAUAAACAGAUAUAAUGGCACUGAUGUUCAGUCUCUUGCUGGACUUGACAAUGCUAAAGAGAUCCGUGUAUACCAGAAAAGAGCUCAAACACCAGUCAGAAGCCAUGCAUGUGAAGUGGACCCAUAUGGAAUGCCGGGGGGAUGUUCACACAUCUGUCUGCUCAGCGGCAACUACAAGGCACGGACUUGUCGCUGCAGGACUGGCUUCAUCUUGGGGAGCGAUGGCAGGUCAUGCAAAAGACCAAAGAAUGAACUGUUUCUUUUUUAUGGGAAGGGACGCCCAGGAAUAAUACGGGGAAUGGACCUGAAUACCAAAGUAUCUGAUGAAUACAUGAUCCCCAUAGAAAACUUGGUCAAUCCUCGUGCUCUGGACUUCCAUGCCGAAACCAAUUACAUUUACUUUGCUGAUACUACCAGUUUCCUAAUUGGACGUCAGAAAAUUGAUGGCACAGAGCGAGAAACAAUCCUCAAAGACGAUCUUGAUAAUGUAGAAGGCAUAGCAGUGGACUGGAUUGGAAAUAAUCUUUAUUGGACAAACGAUGGCCGCAGGAAAACGAUUGCUGUAGCCAGACUGGAGAAAGCUGCUCAGAGUAGAAAAACUUUGUUGGAAGGAGACAUGUCCCACCCUAGAGGAAUUGUUGUUGAUCCUGUCAAUGGCUGGAUGUAUUGGACAGACUGGGAAGAAGAUGAAAUAGAUGACAGUGUGGGAAGAAUUGAGAAGGCAUGGAUGGAUGGCUACAGUCGGCAGAUUUUUGUAACAUCAAAGAUGCUAUGGCCAAAUGGUUUAACUCUGGACUAUCGUGCCAAUGUAUUGUACUGGUGUGACGCCUAUUAUGAUCACAUUGAAAGGAUAUUUUUGAAUGGAACUGACAGAAAGGUAGUCUACAGUGGAAAAGAUUUGAAUCAUCCUUUUGGACUGUCACAUCACGGAAAUUAUGUUUACUGGACAGAUUACAUGAACGGGUCAAUUUUCCAGUUGGAUCUGGUUACAAGGAACGUGACACUGUUAAGAAGUGAGAGACCACCUUUGUUUGGGCUCCAGAUUUAUGAUCCACGUAAACAGCAAGGUGAUAAUGCAUGUCGUGUUAAUAAUGGAGGCUGCAGCACUCUUUGUUUAGCCAUUCCUGGAGGCAGAGUUUGUGCCUGUGCUGAUAAUCAGCUUCUGGAGGAAAACAGUACCACCUGCACGACUACCCAUGGAGAAGUGCCACCGCAGUUGUGCAAAGCUGAACAGUUCCAGUGUAACAACAAGCGCUGUAUCCAGGCUCGCUGGCGCUGUGAUGGGGAUGAUGACUGUCUGGAUGGCAGUGAUGAGCAUUCAGAAAUUUGCUUCAAUCAUAGUUGUCCUGAUGAUCAGUUUAAGUGCCAGAAUAAUCGCUGCAUUCCCAAGAGGUGGCUUUGUGAUGGAGCUAAUGAUUGUGGUAAUAAUGAAGAUGAAUCAAAUAAAACCUGUGCAGCAAGAACGUGUCAGGUUGACCAGUUUUCUUGUGGGAAUGGACGCUGUAUUCCAACAUCGUGGCUGUGUGACAGGGAGGAUGACUGUGGGGAUGAAACCGAUGAGAUGACAUCCUGUGAAACUCCCUCUCCUGGAAGAUGCAAUGGGAAAGAAUUUCAGUGCAGUCCUGAUGGGAACUGUGUUCCUGAGUUGUGGCGCUGUGAUGGAGAAAAGGACUGUGAAGAUGGUAGUGAUGAAAAAGGCUGUAAUGGAACUAUACGACUAUGUGAUGAAAAAACAAAGUUCUCCUGCAAGACUACAG
This is a messenger RNA of Leptosomus discolor (cuckoo roller), 2057 nucleotides long. NCBI's taxonomy places the organism in Eukaryota, Metazoa, Chordata, Aves, Leptosomiformes, Leptosomidae. The record is from RefSeq and is a predicted model, not a curated record.